AUGGCAACUGUCAACUUUUCUAAAGUCUCCUUUUGGGUUGCCUUUUGGCUGCUUCUCGCAACCCUGCCGUCUCAAGCAAAACGCGUUGUCCCAACACAGUCAACAGCUGCGGAUGUUCCUGCUGUAUCAGAAGUUCCCAUAGCACAAUCGGACAUUCCUACCGACGCAGCGUUGGCAGCGCAAGCGUUUCCCAUCACAAUAUUUUCGAACUCAGACUGGGAUGGAAAUGACGGGCCAUGGUCAUCAUUCAGUUUUAGAACGGGCAACCCACCCCAGACUCAAAAAUUACUCAUCUCGACCUCAUCUCGAAGCGUCCUACUUGUUAGUUCGUCUGGAUGCACGUCGUCUGACCCACCAGACUGCGCAACUCAGCGCGGUGGAACCUUUGAUCCCACCAAAUCAUCCACAUGGGUAGCAAAUACCAUCGCCGUAAACACGUCGCUAUCUUUGCAAUCGUCGCUGGGAUAUGAUGUCACCGGAAAUUUUGGCUUUGAUGACUUUGCCGACAGUUUCAGCUUCCUUCCUCAACUCAAUCAAUCCAUUGCUACAUUUGCAGGUCAAGAUACGUAUGUUGGAAUCUUUGGCAUCUGUCCACGCUCAACAACGUUACCAGGUUCGACUGUUCCCGCGAAAAGCUAUCUGGAGAAUCUGAGGGAUAAUGGAACGAUCCCGAGUCUCACUUGGUCAUACACAGCUGGAGGACCUUACCGAAAAGGUACACAAUAUGGAAGUCUGGUCUUCGGUGGUUAUGACCAGGCACGGUUCAUCGCCCACGAUAUCACCUGGCCAUUCGACAAAGACGAAUUUCGCGAUCUGACCGUGAAGGUCGAGUCCGUCACGUCGUUUGGAUGGGGUGGUAACAGAGAUCAGAAGUCUCUGCUGCAGACUCCGAUAUCUAUGUUUCUAGAUUCCUCGUUACCAUAUAUAUGGCUCCCACUUGAAGCUUGCCUACUUUUCGAAAAAGAGUUCGGGCUCAUCUGGGACGUCGCAACAGAACUGUACCUCGUUAACGACACACUACACGACAGUCUGUUGGCAGCUGAUCCCAGCGUGACAUUCGCGAUCAACAAUGGCACUGAAGGGUUUACAGUCAAUAUCACCCUCCCAUACGCCGCGUUUAAUCUCACUGCCUCACGACCGCUGGUUCAGAACCCAUCACGAGACUUCCCGUUGAAGCGCGCAAACAGUACGACUGAGUAUAUACUUGGUAGGACGUUCUUCCAAGAGGCAUAUGUGACUGCCGACUACGAGCGUCAUACCUUUUCCGUCCAUCAAUGUAAAGGAGUUGCCAACAAUGCAGAGGAUAUAUGGCCAAUUGACUCAUUGAAUGGAAGUUCCACAGAUGCGAGCGCAGGCGGUACAUCGACUGGUGCAGGGCUUGUUGACGCAUUAACACCUUCUCCGAGUAGUAGCAGUGUUGGACCUGCUGUUGAAGGGACGAUUGGUGGUGUUGCGUUGGGUGGGAUCUUGACUAUGAUUUAUUUCUUCUACGUUCGGCCAAAACGACAGAAGACUGAGGAUGUGGAAGGAAAAUCUGAAGCUCCUCCUUCACCAAUUGAAGAUGUUGAAGAAACAACAUUUUCCAAACCUGAACUUGACCAUGAUGGGGUCGGUGUCUAUGAGAUCAAUGCGGACCGAGAGCCGGUUGAGACGGAGGUCAAGGAGCAAGCUAUCUAUGAAUUGGAGGGCGUGAAGGGUGUUGUUGAGUCGGAUGCGCGAGAGCGGUAUUUGCACGAGAUGGCUGCAGUGGACGAGGUCGCGAGAGAAUUGAGAGCAGAUGAUGGGGCUAUCGAGCUGGCAAGUCCGGUUCCUGUGGUACCCGGUGCUGGAGAGUCAUCGAGUCAAGAAGACACUGAGCACGACACCAGCAAACCCGAAAGGACUAUUGCUGAACUGGAUGCAAAUAAGGAUGUUAAAUAUGUUCGAUUAAGUAAAACCGAUGGAUCGAAGGAUUCAUCAUCGUCGAAGUGGACUUGGAUUUCCUUUCGGUAG
Molecule: messenger RNA, 1992 nt
Organism: Cadophora gregata
Lineage: Eukaryota; Fungi; Ascomycota; Leotiomycetes; Helotiales; Ploettnerulaceae
Exons: 3
Coding region: 1-1992 (663 amino acids)
Source: RefSeq, a predicted model, not a curated record